This is a messenger RNA of Gamsiella multidivaricata, 2149 nucleotides long. RefSeq lists its product as uncharacterized. The record is from RefSeq and is a predicted model, not a curated record. Bases 211 to 2034 code for a protein of 607 amino acids. Lineage: Eukaryota; Fungi; Mortierellomycota; Mortierellomycetes; Mortierellales; Mortierellaceae. Gene Ontology annotation, molecular function: protein binding. The transcript has a single exon.
GUUAGUAAGUUGGUGGCGAUCCAGGUAUCGGCCUAAUCUGGUUGGUCAGUUGCGGUGUGCAGUGCCCAGCUUAGCGAAUCGGGCGUAGUAGAGUGGACUGAUGAUCAUCCUCAUCGUCAACUCCAUUCUCAUCCUCAACUUCGCCCUCGUUCUUGUCCUUCUCCUCAUUCUCAUCCCCAUUCUUAAGCACAACUUGCCUUUACAGAAAAAAUGAAAUUAUCGCCCAAUACCAUGUUCAAGUUGACCAAGUACUUCUCGCGCUCCAAAAAGCCAGCCUCCAGCAUAAAAUCGCCCCUCCUAAUACCAGAACUCUUGUUGCUCAUUUUCGCCUAUCUUAACCCCUUCAUCAUCCACAAUUGUGUCCCCCUUGUCUGCCGCCAAUGGUACCAGGUCUCUAGGUCCUUCGUACCAGUCGUCUGGGACGAGUUUCCGCCCAAGCACAAAUUCAAGGUUCAGGAUUACUGGCCAAAAUGUUUGCAGCGGAGCCGGAGCUUGAUCAUACGCAGCCAUGGUUACAUACCGGGAGUGACAUAUAUUUCAGACAGGGCAUGGCGAACAUUGAUGGACAGGCUGCAUGCGCUAUCUUCGGAGGGCCAGCUCAGCAUCAUGGACCUCGUAUUACAGCGACCACUCGCAGUCAAAACUCAAUUGUUCCCGAUGCUGGCCUACGUGGGAACCGCGCUAACAAGCCUACGAAUCGAAUCAAUGAGAUGCUCUGGAGAUAUUCCUCUUAACAGGAUCUUGAUAAUGUGCUCGCGGCUUGUGACACUCCAUCUGACGGUUGAAGACAAGGCAAGCAUCGAACAAGUCCAACCAGUUUUACAUGGUCCACUGCGUCUACGAUAUCUGGUGCUGGGGGAACUUGUGAUCAAGGAAAGUAGCUUACUGGAACUCUUGAACGCAUGCCCUGAUCUGGAAGAGCUUCGCUUUAUACGGCUGGAGGCAUGGAGGAACAUUUCCGAGGUGACUAUUACUCCGCUUUUCAAAGUUUCCUUUUUGGAAUUCAUGGAGCGCCUAUCAGUGCUCUGUCCCAACUUGACGAGCGCACACCUCUCAAGUGGCUACGGUAGCGGUUGGAGUAGUAUCCAGGAGGCCGGUCGUAUCGUCCAGACGUUGGAGUUGUUCCCAAAGAUCAAUGAAUGGAGCUUCGAUUGUCCCGACGCAACACUGUUCAAGGCACUCAUGGAUUGCACGCAGGAUACACUCACGUCACUUGAGAUCUGGAAUAUCAUGGGGCCAAGACAUGUUUGUGGACUACUCUUGCAUCGGUAUUUGUGCAAGACUCCACAUCUGUUAGACCUCAAAGCUUCGGUCGUCAAGUUUUCAGUCCGCUGGUUUGAUCUGGAGGGGAUCCUGGGUACCGAUGACGACCAAUUCGACGAACGCGAUGGCAGAAAUCAUAAUCCCACUGUUCCUUUACGCCGAAGGAUCUGGGCUUGUCGUAGCCUGCGCACUCUACACUUUACAUGCGGUCCAAGCAGGAGACAUGACAAUGUUGCCCAGAAUUCAAGAAUACUUUUCGAUUACCUGACCAGAGUAUGCCCUCGACUGCGGGAUCUAAAGAUCAGGUCUACUGACAAUUCCCUUACCUUGACCCUAGAAGGCGGAUUCUGUCUUCUCUCGCGACUUUGCGAUCUUCGCCGACUGGAGAUUACGGGGCACAAGGAGAGAUUGCGGUGGAAAUGGCAUAUGGCAUGGAUGGUCAAACGCAUGACAGUAUCUCAGAGGUUACGGACGAAGAUCCUGUUGGCGCGACGCAGAGGGCUUAUGGAGAAAGGAUCCACAGAAAAGUUAGGAUCUGGCGGGUUUGAUUUGCAGCAGCAGAUGAUAAGCAGCAAUUCGGAUGUGCAUGGGCGUAGCGAGAGUAAUGGCAAUGGGAUUGACCAAGAAGAGGACCCGGGGUUGGACUACAUAGUCGAUGGGGUGGAUAUGAAGAAUCUAGGACGUUGGAAGAACGUUACGGAUCUGCUUCAGGAUCGUAUGUCGAAAGACUGGUGCUGCUGGCCACAAUUGGAGUGCCUCAGUUCGAUAUAAUGAUAGAGGGAUUUACCCAGUAGUAGCUUCACUAAAGAAACUGGUCCCGAAAUACCGACCUAACGUCGAGUUUCUCUUGAGAAGCAAGUAAAGCAUUCGUGUAACGAAAUAAAUU